GCCUGAACUCACGUGCUCAUGCUGUAACUGGAAGGCGGUGCCUACAAGCAGCCGGUUGGAGGAUUUUUGUUGUUGUUUGUGGGGAAACUACUUUUAAAAAGUAUAAAACAGACUUGUAAAAUGGGAAACCGAGACGACGAAUACGACUAUUUGUUCAAAGUCGUUCUUAUUGGAGACUCUGGAGUGGGGAAGAGUAACCUGCUGUCCCGUUUCACAAGAAAUGAGUUCAACCUGGAGAGCAAGAGCACCAUUGGGGUGGAGUUCGCCACCCGCAGCAUCCAGGUGGACGGCAAGACAAUAAAGGCUCAAAUCUGGGACACGGCUGGACAGGAACGAUACAGAGCAAUCACCUCAGCGUAUUACCGAGGUGCAGUUGGAGCUCUCCUGGUUUACGACAUCGCCAAGCACCUGACAUACGAGAAUGUUGAGCGCUGGCUGAAGGAGCUGAGGGACCACGCUGACAACAACAUCGUCAUCAUGUUGGUUGGAAACAAGAGCGACCUCCGUCACCUCAGGGCGGUGCCCACUGACGAGGCUCGAGCCUUCUCAGAAAAGAACACUGUCUCAUUUAUUGAAACCUCUGCCUUGGACUCCACUAAUGUAGAAGAAGCCUUUAAGAACAUUCUCACAGAAAUCUACCGUAUUGUAUCUCAGAAGCAAAUAUCGGACAGAUCCGGAAAUGAUGAGUCCCCAGGCAACAAUGUAGUGGACAUAAACCUCCCCCCAACCUCCGACGGGCAGAGGGGAAACAAACUCCCUUGCUGCCAGAGCCUGUGACACUUUCCUUUUUCUUGUUUGACUUUCUGUGGGUCUUUGCUCUCUUCACCUCUGGUUUACAUCAGUUGUCAUGCUGCUGCCAUCAUGAUUUCCUCAUGGGUUCAAAAGUCUGUGACACUGAGACUUGACAUUCCGUCGUGCUGGGUUCUUCUUUGUUUGUUUGUCUGAUUUCAGAAGAAACUGUCUACAAUAAUUUACAGCCUCACAAUAGCCUGGAAAAGGAGAAAGCUCUUACACCAUUGAUCUCAAAGCUGUAGUAACUUAUAAUUACUUUUUAAUCAACUAGCCUUUAUGGUCCCAUUGACCUGUUCCUGUUGAGGGAAUGGUGAGGAAUCAGUAGACCUGUGUAUCAGUGCUUCAAGUGGUUUCUACUUGCCUCCUUUUCUCAGCUUGCAAUGACAGACUUCUGUUGUGAUCUGCGACAGUGGAAUCCCAAUUUCAUGUCUGGUUGACCUGAUUCUGCCUGUCAUGCAAUCAGGGUGUAGAAGCGGAGACAAGGAGAAGGUACCACUGGGGUAUUGAUGUGUUCUGUCUGGAUUUUCAAUUUGUCUCUUUAAUUUCCCUCUUUGAGCCCUGUGCCCACUGUGGCAUGAAAUUAGCAUGAGCCAGGGACCAGACUGGCUGUGACUGUCUGACUUAAUAUGGGCAAGCUUGAAACAAAUGAAGUGUUUUUAUUUGUGUGUGUGUGUGUGUGUUAAAGUUGGUGCACAAAGAUACCAAAGGAAACGGAUGCAAUCGUUACCAGUUUUGGGUUUUCUCAUUCAAGCGUGGCUGCUAAGGUUGCAUUUCAUUGCUCUCUCCGGCAAACCAGUCCAGGCUUCGCAAAACAAUGUGUAAUGCUAUAUAGAAAAGUAAUGUUAUAAAUUGUGCUGUGUGAUUUAUUAUUUGUAAUGAUAGUAUCGGCCUGGAUUAAGCCUUGUGUUUCUCUCUUGAGUUGGCUCAGGUCAAACUCUGUUUUAACAGGUUGUCUCAUAAUGAAAAUCUCUUUUGCACUCAUGUUCAAUAAUUUCAGUGGAACAAAUCCUAUUUUUAAAAUACACUCAACACCUUUAUCAAGUAACAUUUUCCUGUUGGUCGAAAAGGAAAAAAAGCACAUUAUGUAGUGUUUUUUUUUUUUUUUUGUCUUAAACAGAAUUUGUCUUGUACUUGAUAACCCUUGCUGUCAUUUGAAUGUGAUGUGUGUUAAAGGGAAAUGGAUCAAGAUGUGUGUAAUCUGAAACAUUUUAAAUUACCAAAUUAAAAAUUGUUCUUUCACUCCA
This is a messenger RNA of Centropristis striata (black sea bass), 2036 nucleotides long. It is a transcript of the gene rab11ba, whose product is annotated as RAB11B, member RAS oncogene family, a. Lineage: Eukaryota; Metazoa; Chordata; Actinopteri; Perciformes; Serranidae. Gene Ontology annotation, biological process: exocytosis. Bases 121 to 777 code for a protein of 218 amino acids. The transcript has 5 exons. Gene Ontology annotation, cellular component: recycling endosome. Gene Ontology annotation, molecular function: GTP binding; GTPase activity. The record is from RefSeq and is a predicted model, not a curated record.